AUGGCUGUCGACCAGAAAGUCGCUUUGAUCGUCAUUGACGGUUGGGGUAUUGCGGGCCCCAACUCGCCCCCAGAGGGUGAUGCCAUCGCAGCUGCCGAGACCCCGUUCAUGUCCGGCUUCGCCGAGGCCAACUCAAAGACUGCCCAGGGCUUCACUGAGCUCGAGGCGUCCUCACUCGCCGUUGGUCUUCCCGAGGGACUAAUGGGUAACAGUGAGGUCGGCCACUUGAACAUUGGUGCCGGUCGUGUUGUCUGGCAGGACAGUGUUCGCAUUGACCAGACCCUCAAGAAGGGUGAGAUGAACAAGGUCGAGAACGUUGCCAAGUGCUUCACUCGCGCCAAGGAGGGCAAUGGCCGUCUGCACCUAUGUGGUCUGGUCUCAGACGGUGGUGUUCACUCCAACAUCACUCACCUGUUCGCUCUGCUCGAGGUCGCCAAGGAGAUGCAGAUCCCCCAGGUCUUCAUCCACUUCUUUGGCGAUGGCCGUGAUACCGAUCCCAAGAGCGCUGUUAUCUACAUGGAGCAGUUGCUUAAGAAGACAAAGGAACUUGGUGUUGGUGAGAUUGCCACCGUCGUUGGCCGUUACUACAUCAUGGAUCGUGACAAGCGCUGGGAGCGUGUCGAGAUUGGUAUGAAGGGUUUGGUCACUGGCGAGGGCGAGGAAAGCUCCGACCCUCUCCAGACCAUCAAGGAGCGCUACGAGAAGAAUGAAAACGAUGAGUUCCUGAAGCCCAUCAUUGUUGGCGGCAAGGAGCGCCGUAUCCAGGACGAUGACACCGUCUUCUUCUUCAACUACCGCUCGGAUCGUGUCCGUGAGAUCACCCAGCUCCUGGGCGACUAUGACCGCUCUCCUCGCCCCGAUUUCCCCUACCCUAAGAACAUCUCCAUCACCACCAUGACCCAGUACAAGACCGACUACACCUUCCCCAAGAACCACUCCCAGUGCCACGUUGCCGAGACUGAGAAGUAUGCCCACGUCACUUUCUUCUUCAACGGUGGUGUUGAGAAGCAGUUCCCUGGCGAGGUCCGUGACAUGAUCCCCUCUCCCCGAGUGGCCACCUACGAUCUUGACCCCAAGAUGAGCGCUGGUGCUGUUGGUGCCAAGAUGGCCGAGCGCAUUGGUGAGAACAAGUUCGACUUCAUCAUGAACAACUUUGCUCCUCCCGACAUGGUUGGACACACUGGUGUGUACGAGGCUGCCAUUCAGGGUGUUGCUGCCACCGAUAAGGCUAUUGGUGAGAUCUACGAGGCCUGCAAGAAGCACAACUACAUCCUCAUGAUCACUGCCGAUCACGGUAAUGCUGAGGAGAUGCUCAACGAGAAGGGUACUCCCAAGACCUCCCACACUCUCAACAAGGUUCCUUUCGUUAUGGCCAACGCCCCUGCUGGCUGGAGCCUCGCUAAGGAGGGUGGUGUCCUGGGUGAUGUCGCCCCUACAGUCCUCGCUGCCAUGGGCAUUGAGCAGCCUGCUGAGAUGACCGGCAAGAGCCUGCUUGUCAAGUCAUAG
Molecule: messenger RNA, 1506 nt
Organism: Penicillium maclennaniae
Lineage: Eukaryota; Fungi; Ascomycota; Eurotiomycetes; Eurotiales; Aspergillaceae
Product: phosphoglycerate mutase, 2,3-bisphosphoglycerate-independent
Exons: 5
Coding region: 1-1506 (501 amino acids)
Biological process (GO): glucose catabolic process
Cellular component (GO): cytoplasm
Molecular function (GO): manganese ion binding
Source: RefSeq, a predicted model, not a curated record